Messenger RNA from Fusarium verticillioides 7600, 984 nucleotides. RefSeq lists its product as hypothetical. The record is from RefSeq and is a predicted model, not a curated record. The transcript has a single exon. NCBI's taxonomy places the organism in Eukaryota, Fungi, Ascomycota, Sordariomycetes, Hypocreales, Nectriaceae. The coding region runs from base 1 to 924 and encodes 307 amino acids.
AUGUCUCAUACUCGAACUAUUUUUCAACUCGACUCUCAGCCAACGUGGUUUGAGAACAUCACUCUCAGACCCAGCAGAACCAUCUUGGCAACUCGCCUCGAUGUCCCCGAGAUCUGGGAAAUUGAUCCCGAGAAAUCAACUGGCUUCAAGAUCCUACGCAUCCCCCUUCCAGAUGACAUCCCGAACCCAGCACUCACCGGCAUCUGUUGUCUCAAACCUGAUGUCUUCGCGGUAGCUGCAGGCUCAUUUGACAUGAUCGGAGGUGCCAAACCUAAGCCUGGAUCAUGGAGUAUUUGGGUCGCAGAUCUCGCUGGUGAACAGGCAAAGGUGACCAAGAUAGCCGAUAUGCCUGAGAUUGGCAUGAUCAACGGCAUAGCGACAUGGAAUGAAAACACUGCGCUCGUCACAGAUUGCCUCUAUGGCAAAGUAUACAAGCUCAGUGUUGCCACAGGAUCAUACAACGUUACUUUGGAAGACGACACAUUUACAAUUCCAGCUGAUGCCCCUUUUCAAGUUGGCCUUAAUGGUAUCAAAAUCCAUCGCUUCUCAGAGCAAACUCAUGUCUAUUACACGGCGACAAGCCGUUUCUGUGUAUACCGCGUACCCGUUACACAAGAAGCCCAGGCUGCAGGUCCUGUUGAAACGCUUGCGCCGGGACUUGUCGCGGAUGAUUUCGCUGUAGCUCACGAUGGGACCAUGUACGUGUGCACCAACAUAUCCAACACGGUGGUACGAAUCCACGCUACUGGCGGAGACGCUGUCGUGGUGGCAGGCGAAGCAAAGGCGUUCGACGUCGCAGGCUCAACAGUGUGCGUGCUUGGUGAGGACGGGGGAGUUCUGUACGUUUCGACUUCUGGAGCAAAUGCAGUGCCUGUGGAUGGGAAGACAGAGCCAGCGAAGAUCGUUGAAGUGAAGCUUAGCUAGUUUUUUUCUUCUUGGGUAUAAUCUGUAGGUACAGAGACAAGUUCAAGGCGUGUAUUCAAG